ACCCCUCCGAUUUAUGUUGGCCAAGGCUGAGAAUAGAACUGGAGUCAGGUUCCUAUACAGAGAGAGGAAGGCUGUGCAGGAGGCAGCUAGACAGACAAGAUUAGAUUAAAAACAGAGAAGGAGCAUUCCAAUAAAACAGGUAGUUUACAUGACAAGGAGAGACAUAGGAGAUAGGCAUUAUAAGGAGGUGCCUAGGAGUGUUCCUGGCCUUGUCCUUCUGAGACAGCAGUUGUGCCUGCAGAUUUGAUCUGAAUCCCACUUGCUCCUUCCUAGCAGGAUGAUCAACGAUCAAUACCUGAUUGAGUGUAAACUGGACCCAGAAGACUCUCAUGCACGGGAGCCAGGAACCAACACCCUCUUGCAGUCCACUGUUGACAUCCCACCUAAAGUGGACUCCCGGGAUCCACGUGGGAUCAACCAGCACCUCAAGCUCGAAUUCUCUGACAUCCUUGGCGAGCCUUCCUCGUUCCGCAGCUUUGACCGGGUUUGGACCUGGAGCGACAUCAUCUUUGAGAGCUCCCGCCUCUGGUGCUAUCGGAUCAUCUCACUGCUGUGUGCUGUGCCUGUCUCCUUACUCUCCGGUUUCCUCUUUGCCUGCUUGGGCUGCUUCCACAUCUGGUGUGUGAUGCCCUGUAUCCAGCUGUGCACAAUGGCAAUGCCUCCAGUCCGCACCUUGUGGGCCAGCAUCCUGGAUGUCCUGGUGGCCCCACUCUGCACCAGCUUAGGACGCUGCUGCAGUGCCAUCUACCUCACCGUGACACAGAAGUGACAAAGGGUCCCCUCCCCUGCAGCAUCAGCUACAAAGACUCUCUUUCUUCCCAUCUCAUUCAGACCCACAUUGACCAUGUUUGAUUUCACAGAAAGAGGCCUUUUCACCUCAGGAUGAAAAAGUGGAACCGGCACAAGGGAAGAGGGCAGAUGGAAUGAAAAAUGGGGAGACUAGCAACUGAGGGAAAUGGGGAAGGUGUGAAAUCAUAUUCCCAAAUUUUAUUCUCCUCUUUCCUUGAACUAAAUCUGUAGCAUGGACUUCAGAAAGGGGUUCCUGAACUUUACUCCCCAUUCAGGAGCUGGAGACACAAAAGCCUGAUUCCUAACACCACCCUCCUCAAUUCCCUAAAAUUAUCAUCAGUUUAGCCACUAAAUGAUAUCUGGAAAGCUGUCUAACCCUAUACUGCCCAUAUAAGAAUCAUCUCAAGGAAGCAAAAGGGAAAAGCCUUCUAACAUGGCAAAUUGUGGGUGGGAUAGCCACAGAGCAACUGGGGAAACUCCAUAUCCAGCACGGAUUUCCAGGAAAAAACAGUAUUAUAAUUGUGAGUGCCAACCUCCACCAUCUCCAAACUCUCCUAGACAAUAACAAUAGUUGGGGUUUUGAAUUAUGUUAAUCCCUCCCUUCCCAUUUAAUAAAAGAAACAAAAUUGUUCUCCUUC
Messenger RNA from Sceloporus undulatus (fence lizard), 1427 nucleotides. Its product is annotated as caveolin-2-like. Gene Ontology annotation, cellular component: caveola. NCBI's taxonomy places the organism in Eukaryota, Metazoa, Chordata, Lepidosauria, Squamata, Phrynosomatidae. Gene Ontology annotation, molecular function: molecular adaptor activity. The transcript has 3 exons. Gene Ontology annotation, biological process: caveola assembly. The record is from RefSeq and is a predicted model, not a curated record. Bases 278 to 769 code for a protein of 163 amino acids.